GUUUGUAGCUUUAGGUCGUGUUGAGAGUUCAGUACGUGAAUCUUUGCAUGAUCGCAGCGUGAAGCAACAAACACACUCAGACAGAGGUAGAGGAGGAGAGAGAGGGGGAGACAGAGAGAGAGAGAAAGAUAGAGAGAGAGAGAGAGAGUUAGGGGCUUUUCUUUUUACGCGGAUGUUUUCAAGCAGCGUGUAGGAGGAUCAGCUGGGCUUCAGUUUUUAGAGCUGAGCCUGAGCAAAAAAAAAGUUAAAACAAACAAACUAAACUAACACAGAUGCAACAGAAAGUGGAUUAUUAACUGGAGGUAAUAUGAUUUUGAGGAAACUUCAACCAGGAGCCUACAGAGCCUGGCUGUGUCGGGUGUCUUGGAGGCAGGAGCUGUGUUUCUUCUCCUCCGUGCCCUCCCAGCCGGUUCCCCCUCUGGCUGAGACCCUGCAUGGCUACUUGAAGACCUUGGAGCCCCUGCUGCCCCCCGAGGAGUUCAGACACACCCGCAGGAUGGUGCAGGAGUUCGGCAGGCCCAGCGGUCUUGGUGCACGGCUGCAAGACGGGCUGGAGAAGAGAGCCAGACACUCCAAGAACUGGAUCUCAGACUGGUGGGUGCAGCAUGAGUACUUGGAGAGCAGACAGCCGCUGCCCGUGCACUCGAACCCGGCCAUCUCUUUGCCCAGAAGAGAUUAUAAUGACUGGAGGGCCCAGCUGGUGUUCGCAUCCAAACUGAUAGCAGCUGUGCUCGAUUUCAAGGCCAAAAUCAAAACCGGCCAGCUGCCAGUCGAGCACAUGCGAGAGAAGCCUCUGUGUAUGGAGCUCUACCCGCUCCUCUUCUCCUCCUGCAGGAUCCCAGGUCCCAAACACGAUUACAUUAGUCACCAUGGCAACUCUCGGCGGUCGCCAACACACAUCACAGUGGUCAGAAACUACCAGUUCUUCCAGCUGGAGGUUUACAACAGCGACGGCUCUCGAAUGACCGAGAGUCAGAUCCACUCACAGCUGCUGAGGAUCAGGUCUCAGUCCUGGAAGACCGACAAGGAACCCAUGGGGAUCCUCACCAGCGAGCACCGCCGCACCUGGGGACAGGCCUACAACCGCCUGCUGAGAGAUAAACUGAACAGGGAAUCAGUGCGGGUGAUAGAGAAGGGACUUUUCAACUUGUGUCUGGAUUCUCCAGUCAUGAGGAUAUCAGAUGAGAAGUACGCCAGCCGUAAGGCAGCUCAGAUUCUACAUGGAGGCGGGACGUUUUCCAACAGCGGCAACCGCUGGUUCGAUAAAACUCUGCAGUUUGUGGUGGGUGAGGACGGCUCGUGGGGUCUUCUGUACGAACAAGCCACAGCUGAGGGUCCGCCCAUAGCAACACUGCUGCAUCAUAUCCUGGAGUACUGCGAGCUUCCAGACCCAAAGAGAGCGCCGUUGAUCCCUCUGCCGAUGCCCAAGAAGCUUUACUUCAACAUCGACCGAGAUAUCAAGAUCGACAUAGAACACGCCAAGCAGAACCUCGACAUACUGAUCAACGACCUCGACGUGAACGUGUUCAACUUCAAGAAGUUCGGCAAAGAGCUUCCUAAGCAGUACAAGCUGAGUCCAAACUCCUUCAUCCAGGUCGCCCUGCAGCUGGCCUACUACAGAGUUCACAAUGAGGUCUGUCCCGCCUGUGACAUCGCCUCUCAGAGGAUGUUUCGAGGAGGACGGACAGAGUUCAUCCGCUCGCCCUCAAUCCAGACGCUCAAAUUCAUACGUACCUAUGACGAUCCAAAAGUUUCGCGUGAAGCAAAGGUGCAGCUGUUCAGAGAAGCUGUCGACGCGUACACAGCUCUGACAAAUCAGGCACUCAAAGGACACGGCAUCGACCGCCACCUGUUGGGACUGAAGCUGCAGGCCAUCGAGGAGGGACUGGACAUUCCCAAAAUCUUCAUGGACACAGCUUACGGGCUUGCGACACACUGGAAACUCCGGACAGGGCAGGUUCCUGCAAACACAGACAGCGUGAUGUGUUUCGGGCCCCUCGUUCCUGACGGUUACGCCAUAUGUUACAACCCGCAGGCGGACCACGUCCACUUCUCCAUCACUGCUUUCAACUGCUGCGAGGAGACACAUGCAGAAACGUUAGCAGUCACCCUGAGAGACACCUUGUGUCAGCUACAGGAACUACUGCAGCCUACCGUGUAGCGCUGCUUCUGUAUGUCCAAUGAGCUCAUCCUUCGCUUCUACGCCAGGAUAAAUAUCUUGUAGAAGUCUUGAUGAGGCUUGUUUUCGACAUGUAUGCCACUUGUAACGCUUCACUACAGCAGCUGAUUCUGAGCAUUAAUGACUGAACUCAGGGGCUCUGAGGUGCUUAUGAUGCUUUUUUGUGCUCCUUUUUAUAGCAAAAGCUGAAGUUGCAUAUAGUUGCUACGGGGGACGCGUCUCACUGCGUCUCUGGGUGAGAAGAAAAGAAAAAGUUGAAGCCCACCUGACACUCCAGCAUUAAUCAGAACAAGCCUGAGCGUAUGUGUGCUUAAACAGACUGCACUCCUUUUACCAGUCAUGAGAUGAUGAGUAGUCACCAGAGUUAGAUGAUAAAAUGUUAAUGGAGACAUUUUAUUUUGUAGGUCAACAGGGUUUUGAGUUUGAAUAGGACCAAAAGCCAGAAAGCUGGUUGUCAUUGGUGACGGUGCAAAGAAGCAACAGGUGUUUUUGUUGCUGUAAUGAAUGUGCUGCAGCCCCCGCCCCACAGAGGGGUGUGUUUGCUUUCGACUUGCAGGACUGGUUAAUAAAACCUGUCAUCACACGAGCCCUCGUUUAUAUGCUGUGUGUGUGUACAUGUGUGCGUGUAUGUGUGUGUGUGUGUGUGUGUGUGUGGGAUAGUAUGAGUGCCUGACAAUGAUUGAGGUGGAGAACGAAUUCCUCAGAGUUGUGUUUGUUUAGCUUUAACUAGUGUGUUGAAUAUAUGGCAGUCAUGCAGAAAAUCAACUCUGCAGAAAAAACACAAGACGUCAUGCUCACAGUGAUCUUCAGGACACCAGCAGGGCAAACCAAGCAACUGCACCAAAGGCCACAUUAUUCACUGUGUGUCACUUUGUUUGUGGUAAUCUAAUAAAUUAUCCCAUAAAGAGGCUAUCUGUGAGUUAGCCUUUUCUUUUCAUUAUGAUUUCAUUCAGCUAAUGUGUCCUUUAUGAGCUAUAAUAAAUUGAUUUGAGAGAAAACUGUUCAGAAAAAGUUAAUUAUUUAGCUUUGGUUUGAUUUUUGCCUGUGAUAUAGUGAUUGUGCACGUUCUUGAAUCACAUAUUUCUAAGGUAUAAUCAUUUUUAUACAAUAAAACGUCAUAAAUCA
Messenger RNA from Scomber japonicus (chub mackerel), 3304 nucleotides. It is a transcript of the gene cratb, whose product is annotated as carnitine O-acetyltransferase b. The record is from RefSeq and is a predicted model, not a curated record. Bases 308 to 2161 code for a protein of 617 amino acids. The transcript is spliced from 15 exons. Gene Ontology annotation, cellular component: peroxisome. Gene Ontology annotation, molecular function: carnitine O-acetyltransferase activity. Lineage: Eukaryota; Metazoa; Chordata; Actinopteri; Scombriformes; Scombridae. Gene Ontology annotation, biological process: carnitine metabolic process, CoA-linked.